AUGGGAAGAGUGAAGUUUUGUGUUGCUCUGAUUUCAUUUGCAGUGCUUUCGAGUGGUUUGGUUUCUCUCAACGAGUGUUGUGAGCUGAGGAUCAAUGAAGCGAGCAUAGAGGACAUCCAUGAGGCCUUCAAACGGAAGGAGCUCACGUCCAGUCAACUCGUUGACUAUUACUUGCACAGGAUCGAGGCCUUCAAUCCCAUACUUCGCGCAGUGUUGGAAGUCAAUCCGGACGUGCGAGAUCAAGCAGAGCAGGCUGAUCGGGAAAGGGAAGAAGAUCAGGAGCGUCCAUUGCUACAUGGGAUUCCUGUGCUACUCAAGGACAGCAUCAAUACCAAGGACAAGCUUAACACCACAGCUGGAUCGUAUGCCCUGUUGGGGGCAAAGGUUGCACGUGAUGCGCACGUGGUGGCCAGGCUUAGAGACGCCGGUGCCAUCAUUCUGGGCAAAGCUACUCUCUCCGAGUGGUACGGAACUCGCUCCACCACCAUGCCUCUGGGUUGGUGCGCUAGAGGUGGACUUGCCAAGAAUCCUUACGUGGAGCUGGGAAGUCCAUGUGGGUCUAGUUUUGGAUCUGCAAUUUCUGUAGCAACAAACAUGGUUGCAGUUUCUUUGGGGACUGAAACCGAUGGCUCCAUUAUCUGUCCAGCUGAUCACAAUUCGGUAGUGGGGCUCAAACCCACCGUUGGACUCACUAGUAGGGCCGGUGUCAUACAAAUUUCACCUCGUCAAGAUUCAAUCGGGCCAAUAUGUAGGACAGUUUCAGAUGCAGUUCAUGUGCUUGAUGCAAUUGUUGGGUUUGACCCAAGAGAUUAUGAGGCAACAAAGUCAGCAGCUAAGUUUAUACCUUCAGGUGGUUAUAAGCAAUUCCUCAACAAAGAAGGGCUCAAAGGAAAGAAGUUAGGCGUUGUGAGGAAUCCAUUUUUUGAUCCUUGUAAGGGAUCCAAUGUGAUUUCCAUCUUUGAGCAUCAUCUAAAUGUGUUAAGGCAAAGAGGCGCAACAGUGGUAGAUAAUUUGGAAAUAGAAAAUUUAAGCACCAUUCUCGACCCUUUUCAAAGUGGUGAAACUACAGCUGUACUGGCAGAGUUCAAGUUGUCCAUAAACAAAUAUUUGCAGGAGCUGAUUCACUCUCCUGUGAGGUCAUUAGCUGAGAUUAUCGAAUUCAACAUAAAAAAUCCUUAUUUGGAAAGAACAAAUGAGUACGGUCAGGAUUUACUUCUUGCAUCAGAAAUGACCAACGGCAUUGGAAAGGGUGAAAUUGAGGCAAUAAAGUUGAUGGAGCAAUUAUCACAGAAAGGGUUUGAGAAGUUAAUGAAGGAGAAUGAAUUGGAUGCGCUAGUGACUUUAGGUGUCAACGCUUCAACGGUUCUAGCAAUUGGAGGCUAUCCUGCAAUCACAGUCCCAGGUGGGUAUGAUAGAAAUGGAAUGCCAUUCGGAAUCCUUUUUGGGGGGUUAAAGGGAACGGAGCCUAAACUAAUUGAGAUUGCUUAUGACUUUGAGCAAGCUACUUUGGCAAGGAAGCCUCCUAACCCCUACUCAAUGCAAUGUCAAUUAUCCAAUAGAAAUGUCAUAGUUGAUAGAGAAAGACCAAUUCAGAGUAUUGUCCAUUCUAUUCUUGAAGCAAAUAAUAUCAGAAUAGUUUCCCAACACUCAUCUCAACAUUUUCCAAAACACUACAUGCAGAACACAGCUCAGUAG
This is a messenger RNA of Abrus precatorius (Indian licorice), 1695 nucleotides long. Its product is annotated as probable amidase At4g34880. Bases 1 to 1695 code for a protein of 564 amino acids. The record is from RefSeq and is a predicted model, not a curated record. Lineage: Eukaryota; Viridiplantae; Streptophyta; Magnoliopsida; Fabales; Fabaceae. The transcript has 6 exons.